AACGAAAAGAGACUACUAGCAGCGACUUAUUCAGUCAACUAGUCUCUCUGCAGGCAAUCGCCACGCGCUCGCUCCUCCUAUUGUUCCUAUUUAAUUAUAUUUAAUAUUGUUGGUUUAUAUUUAUAUGGAUUCGGUGAUUUUUUUUCCGGUGAUUGUGUGAUUGUGAUUAAGGUUACUCACCUGGUACCUGUUACCUGGAAAUCUUUAACUAAAUAUGAAAGUGAGGCCCUGCCCCUGAGGCGGGCCCGGACCCCCACUAGUGCCAGUGCAGUGAGUGUGGUUUAUUUUGUUAUAUAACUCAUUUUUAUUCACCUGAUGGCACCUGAAGCGAGGAUGAUAUGAGCACGCUUGGCAGACUAAGGAUGUCCUCUAAGAGGAAAUCGCCACCAACGAAGCUAUCGGAGGGCGGGGGCGGCGAGAAUACCGAGGAAACAGUGGCCUGCGAGGGAAGCGAGGGUGAGACUGAAAAAAGCAACCACAGAGAAGAGUUUUUUCCAAACCAGAGGGACUGUGAGUCCUCGGGGUGCUCUUCGCCGACGAUAAGCGAGCCAGAGUUCCAGGAUUCGCCUUCUCCAUCCCCCAAUUCCCCGCCACCCACCAAAAGACCGAGGAUUUACGUCGCCCAAGAGGCUUACACCCUGUCGGUGUCCAGUUUGGAGCCAGCUAGCUCUUCGGAGUGCGGGAGCCCGCCUACGCUUCACGAGUACUACCAGCAGCAUCCUCUGCUGAACAACAACAGCGUUACCCACAAUAACAACAACAACAACAACAACAACAACAACAACAACAGCAACAACGGCGCCAUUGUCCCGCCAAAAAGGUCCAUGGACGACGUUUUAAAGAGACUUACCUGCAAGAUGAACAGCGGAUCGCUUUCCCUUCAAGAUGAGGCCAGGAGGUCGCCACCCUUGACCGCUCCUACGAAUCACAACACGCAUAGCAGCGGAUACAACAGUAUAUCAAACAGCGUAGCAGCAUCACCACCUUCUGCAAGCAGAAGGACACCAACAACAACAAUAUCUUGCAGCAGUAGCAACACCACCAACACUACCACCACGGCAAUUACCGAGGGGUACCAAGACGGGGCGUUAGCGCUCCACCGCGUCCUCUGUGCGGAGUCAAACGCCGAAAAAGAGCGACGACUCGACGAGAUGAUAAAGCAUUUACAGCUGAUACGCGAGCAACUAUCACUCCAGCAGGAUCAAAAGCAUUAUCCACAUAUGGACGCCAAGCAGAUGGAGCUUCAGCGCGUGCAAAGCGAGCAGCUGAAGCGCCAGCAAGAGCAGAUGAUCCACCACCACAACAACCUCCAGGAGCUGCAGAACCAGAUUUCCAAGGGUCAGAUCAUGCCUAGCACCCAGUCCCUGAUGUUCCUUCCGUUUCUGGAGCAGCUUAGAGGGUUGCCAGUGUCCUCUAUGCCUCCACCCACCUCCACGGGGAACAAACAUAUCAACUCUAUUGCCAGUAUGAUCCAGCGUGAACCCCAAGGCUGGACCCCUCUAGAAAAAGAGCGGUCACCUACCCCCGUAGCAGCCGCUCCAACAACAGCACCCCUGCAAGAUCCCGACGCUCCGCUGAACCUGACCAAGCCCAAAUGUGCUGAUUCCUCACCCGGAGAAGGUAGCAGCAGUCAAGAGCAACCUCUGGCUGCUACUGCUCCGAAAUUGUUUCCCCCAGGGCUGCCAAUGCCCAGAAACUACCUUCCCAGUAUGCCCUACGCUGGUCUUCCUCCUCAUCUAGGGUCCAUGUCGUCGCCAAUAAUGGUAAAAGACGAACCUGGAGCAUCAGCAGCGUCCAGCGCAGCUGUGGAAAAGCACUUUGCUAUGCAUGGGAUCUACGGUUUGCAGUCCGGAGCAUCAGCAUCUCCGCAGCGACCAAUGAAACAGUUUUCUCGAGAAGAUGCGAUGUCUGAUGAUCAAGAUUUCUUGGCUAGCACCCACCUUUGGCGAGACCCAGGCUACAAGGUCCCAGAGGAUAUAACCGAAAAGGCGAAAAUGGUGCGCCAGCAGAAGCGAGAAAGUGAAAACAAGCCACACAUAAAGAGGCCGAUGAACGCGUUCAUGGUCUGGGCGAAAGACGAGCGGCGCAAGAUCUUGAAAGCCUGUCCUGACAUGCACAAUUCAAACAUAUCAAAGAUCCUGGGCGCCAGGUGGAAGGCCAUGUCUAAUUCGGAAAAGCAGCCGUACUACGAGGAGCAGUCCAGGCUGUCAAAGCUCCACAUGGAGAAGCAUCCGGACUACAGGUACCGGCCCAGACCCAAAAGAACCUGUAUCGUAGACGGCAAGAAGAUGAGGAUCUCCGAGUACAAGUCGUUGAUGCGUCAACGAAGGCAGGAAAUGAGACAGCUCUGGUGUCGAGAAGGCGGCCCUGAAAUGGGAUUCUUGAGUCCAGUUGGCGACAUGUCUCAUCCAGCUGGACCUGGUCCUUCAGCUGGCAGACCCUCGCCUUCUCCUCCAGUGAUGAUGAACGGAGCUGGACCCAGCCAGGAGCACUCCAGCUUCUACUAUCCCCAGGACAGUCUCUCUCCCGGAGACAUGAUGGACUUUUCUCCUGACAAUUCCGGGUCCAUCAGCGGGUACGACGCCAGUCCUAGACACCAUGAUGAGGAUUGAACCUCGGCUCCGGGUCAGCCGAUCUGGCAACCCGGAGCGUCUAAACUCACGCGCGAACUAUUCUGGUAAAAGUGCCAUUGAACAAAAAAUUUAUCGAGGAUUUAAUACUUGACUGACACCAAAGGAUUGCUGAUUUAGAAAUUAAUAAUGGCGAUCACCAGUUGAGGAAAAUUAGAGGUGUGGUUUGUUCUGUUCUGGAAUGUCAUAUAGGGAAUUUAUAAUCAAAACAUGUUUAAGACUAUUCAUAGGAAGGGUACUGAGUACUUCUAUGGUCUAACUUAUUUUAUUUUGACUGUAGGACUUUAAAGAGUUGGUGGUUAUUUUUAUUAAAUUUUCCGAUGGGUUUUUAGUAAUUUUUUUAUUAUUACAUCGAAUUUUUCUAAAUUUUC
Messenger RNA from Cotesia glomerata, 3001 nucleotides. It is a transcript of the gene Sox102F, whose product is annotated as transcription factor SOX-13. Gene Ontology annotation, cellular component: nucleus. Bases 339 to 2612 code for a protein of 757 amino acids. Gene Ontology annotation, biological process: cell fate commitment; regulation of transcription by RNA polymerase II. Gene Ontology annotation, molecular function: RNA polymerase II cis-regulatory region sequence-specific DNA binding; DNA-binding transcription factor activity, RNA polymerase II-specific. The record is from RefSeq and is a predicted model, not a curated record. NCBI's taxonomy places the organism in Eukaryota, Metazoa, Arthropoda, Insecta, Hymenoptera, Braconidae. The transcript has 7 exons.